UUAUCUUUUUUUUUUUUUAUUAUUCCAUUUCCCUCCCUCCCUCUCUCUCUCUCUCUGCACUGUGCUUUCUCUCCCUGAAACGGUAUUUGACGGGACAAAGCUUUCAAACUUCUCCCAAAAGUUCAAAAACUACGCGUCCUUUCCAACACAAAGCACAGCAAAAUCAUCCCAAGAAAAACCCUAGCCCUCUCUCUCUCUCUCUCUCUGAUCGGCGCUCCUCGGAGCCAUGGGCGACGGGCACAAACUCGAUCCAGCGACGGAGUUCUCCGCGGAGUCGGGCUGGCCACUCUGCGGCGACUCCGAUGGCCCCUACUUCUUCGGCAGCGAUAGAGAAAGCAGCAUCUUGAGCGAAUUCGGCUGGAAUAUCCACCCGGAGUUGCCGCCGGACCCGACCGACGCAGAUCGGGUCUACUUCGACGAGAGCUCCAGCUUGCACGACUACGCCUACAACGACGUCGUCGACGGAGGCGCAACUGAUACUGCGCCGGUGGCAGCGGCGGCGGCGGCGCCGCUGGUCGGAUCUUCCGAAGAUAUAGUCGGCGACGCCUCGACUCCGAACCUGUCGGUAUCGUCAAGCUCCAGCGAGGAUCAGCCGGAGAAGUCGACGAGCUCCGGCGGGAAACCGCCUGAGACGCCGAGUAAGGUGAGAAAGAAAGGGCAAAAGAGAAUCCGACAGCCACGUUUUGCAUUUAUGACAAAAAGUGAAGUUGAUCAUCUUGAAGAUGGCUAUCGAUGGCGAAAAUAUGGACAGAAGGCUGUAAAAAACAGUCCAUAUCCUAGGAGCUACUAUCGGUGCACAAACAGCAAAUGCACAGUGAAGAAAAGAGUAGAGCGGUCCUCAGAAGACCCCUCCAUUGUAAUCACAACAUACGAAGGCCAACACUGCCACCACACUAUUGGGUUCCCCAGAGUUGCAUACACUGCCCAGUUGAGUGCACCUCCAUCUUUAAAAUUUUAUUAUGAUCAGGGAAUGCAAUUAUCUGGAGAUCCAAACAACUCUCUGAGUACUAUAGCACAUUCACAUAACCAUCAAGGUCAAGGUGAUAAUCAAGCAGUAGAAUCCAAUUCCCAGACCGCUGUGCCAAGUACCACUCCUCACGAGGUUCCAACAGAUGAGGGACUACUUGGGGACAUUGUGCCUCCUGAAAUGCGUAGCAGGUGAUGGAUAUGAUCAUUGAUGAAGAGCAAUUAAUUUAUGGUACACACUAAUUCCUCAUGGUUUAUUUUGAUCAACCUCUAGCUAAGGAUGACAUGCUCUCUCUCUGAAUCAUGAUUUAACUUGAUUUUUUACUUUGAGUUUUAACUAGCCUAACACUUGCCCAAAAACCGGCACAAGCGUGCUGGCGGGGGUGCACAUGGCACAUGGAGAGAGAGAGUGAGAGGGAGAGAGAGAGUGAGUGAGGGAUUUAUGUUGAAGAAGAUGGUAGCUAGCUAGAAGCAUUUGAAUCUGAGUCCUAAAUGGUUGCUAGCUAGCUAGAUGCGUGGUGGCAUAAGUAUAUAUGGUUCUACUUCUAUAUAUAUACAUAUGCCUGCAGGGGUAUUGAACUAGUACUGAAGCAUGGAAAUCCUUUAUUGUGGUUAUUGGAAAUUUGGAGUGGGAGCUUAAAGUGUAAUUGAUUAAUUUGUUAUGUGAAAUAUAUAUUAAGGAUAUAUAUAUAUAUAUAUAUGGGGGGAGUACUCAAAAGAUGGACAAAAUGCUUCUUAAUUUAUAUGCCAGUGGUAUAUAUAUCUGAAAUAUGCAAGCGAGCUGAUCUAUAUAUAUUCAAUGCGUGUGUGACACAGAAGAAGGCAAUUACACAAUUUACAGCAGCAUAUUACAUGUACAGUAUUAUUUCUUUAGGGUUUUUGUUGCUUGGAGGCAUCCAACAAAUUGGAAACUUGGAAUGGGACUUGCUAACUACUGUGAUGAUAUGACAAUGCAUGGAAGAUGCUGUCAUGCGUAUAAUAUUUACAAAUGUAUAUAUAAUCUUUGUACUUCGUCCCUUGCAUUUAAUAAUUGAUUGAUCUUUUUUUAUUAA
Messenger RNA from Malania oleifera, 2018 nucleotides. Its product is annotated as probable WRKY transcription factor 57. Gene Ontology annotation, molecular function: sequence-specific DNA binding; DNA-binding transcription factor activity. Gene Ontology annotation, biological process: regulation of DNA-templated transcription. Lineage: Eukaryota; Viridiplantae; Streptophyta; Magnoliopsida; Santalales; Ximeniaceae. The transcript has 4 exons. The record is from RefSeq and is a predicted model, not a curated record. The coding region runs from base 227 to 1162 and encodes 311 amino acids.